UAUUAAAAGCGCAGAAGAAAUAUGCCAAUUCAAAAUAGAUUGUUGUAUUUCACGAUGUUAGAGACAAUGGUGAUAUAUGGAAAUUUUAAACGUAUAAUUUGAUCCCGUGGACUGACAUCGCUGUGUCUGGUAGAUCUCGGCUGUUUAGAAAGGCCACAAUGCUGCUGGCUCAGAUAAACCAGGCGGCAGAUUUCCAGCAUGAUGGAGAUGCUCAAGAAGUCACCCUGUGCUUAACCGAAACUGUGGGGAUUUCAGACGGCGAUCAGAGAAUGGACACUGUCAGUUUGCAGGCUGUGACUUUAGCAGAUGGUUCCACUGCGUAUAUAUCUCACAACCCACAAGACAAUGGUAUAGUUGAAGGACAGAUGAUCCAGUUGGAAGAUGGUUCAUCUGCUUAUGUCCAACACAUUGCUGUUCCAAAAGCAGAGGAAUCAAACAACUGGAUGGGCUCCUCAGCUGUAUGUGAUGUUAUUAGUAAUGAGAGUUUAAGACUGGAAGAUGGGCAGACUGUUCAGCUGGAGGAUGGAACUACCGCUUACAUCCACCACACACAAAAAGAAACAUACGAAUCCAGUAACCUACAGGAGGUGCAGUUGGAGGACGGAUCUACUGCAUACAUUCAGCACGCAGUGCAAGUGUCGCAGCCCAACACCAUUCUGGCCAUCCAGACGAAUGGCACAGUGUCAGAUCUGCAAACAGAUGCAACCAUUGAUCAAGAAACCAUUAAUGCUCUGGAGCAGUACUCCAGCAAGAUUGAAGACAUGGACCCUUACGCAAACUCUGAGCUGAUCACAAAUGAUCCUAACAGUGUUGUGGAGAUGCAGAUUGUUUUUCAGGGUCAGGGAAUUCGCCGUAAUAUUCAGCAAUCGGGGGAGAAAUGUUUUCGGUGUAGCUAUGAUGGAUGUGGAAAGCUUUACACCACAGCAAACCAUCUUAAGGUACAUGAAAGAGUACAUACAGGCGACAAGCCAUACUGCUGUGAUUUACCUGGGUGUGGAAAAAAGUUUGCAACAGGUUACGGCUUGAAAAGUCACAUCAGGACACACACUGGGGAGAAACCGUACUGCUGUCAGGAGUUGAACUGUAAAAAAACUUUCAAGACCUCAGGGGACCUUCAAAAGCACACCAGAAUUCACACAGGAGAGAAGCCAUACAUGUGUCCUGUCCCGGGUUGUGGGCGAUCCUUCAGUACCUCAAACAUCUGUAAGGUUCACGUCCGCACACAUACGGGUGAGAAGCCGUAUCAUUGCACGGAGCCAGGCUGCAAUCGGGCCUUUGCCAGCGCAACUAAUUACAAGAACCACAUACGGAUCCAUACAGGAGAGAGACCGUACGUGUGCACGGCCCCUGGGUGUGACAAGCGAUUUACAGAGUACUCGAGUCUAUACAAACAUAACGUCGUGCACACUCUUUGCAAACCGUACAAGUGCAACGACUGCGGAAAAACAUAUAAGCAGAUUUCGACGCUGCUCGUGCAUCAACGCACGGCGCACAUCGACACCGAGCCUAUAGAAGAAGAGUCGCUGGGCUAUUUUGAGCCCCCUGCAGAGGCUGUAGAUGACCCUUCUAUGACCGAAAACCUGGUCAAACAUGAAACGGACUCCAACACUGAGAUGACCUCCGAACUCUCAGAUGAACAGCAACAUGUAACGCUCAUCGCACAAGAUGGAACGACGCAGGCCAUUGGAGAAACAAUCGCAAUGGUAACAGAAGAUGGCAGCGUCAUCACCAUCCCACCCACUGAAUCUUUACUCUCAUCAGCUGAGGCUCAUGCGGUGACUAUGAUCUCAGAGGAUGGGACUGAAGGACAGGUGUGGAGUCUUUUGGAUACUGGAAAUUUGAGAAGCAAACAAAUGACCAUUAUGAUGUCAGAUUUGGCAUCUUCAAGCGACGCGCAAGAUGCUUUAUCGGCUCACCCCGUCACACUUUUGGCUACUUCUAACGGCACACAGAUUGCUGUUCAGCUAAGUGAGCAGACGUCAUUGGAAGAGGCUCUGAGGAUAGCUUCAUCUUUACAUGGAGGGGAAACAGAAGAGCUGGACGAAUAAUCACUUCCGGAUGGGACUCGCUAUGUGAUUCAGUGAAAAAAUGACAAGCUUUUGUAAUUGCCCCUUCGCCACAGAGCUGUGCAGGGGUUGAACUAUCAAAUAAUUUCUUAUAGAUUUUGUUCACAUUGAUAUAGAAAUCAGAAAGGCUGAAACUUCUUUGCAUUUUUUAAAUAAAAAACAAAAAUAUUCA
Molecule: messenger RNA, 2238 nt
Organism: Paramisgurnus dabryanus
Lineage: Eukaryota; Metazoa; Chordata; Actinopteri; Cypriniformes; Cobitidae
Gene: znf143a
Product: zinc finger protein 143a
Biological process (GO): regulation of transcription by RNA polymerase II
Cellular component (GO): transcription regulator complex; chromatin; PcG protein complex
Molecular function (GO): RNA polymerase II cis-regulatory region sequence-specific DNA binding; DNA-binding transcription factor activity, RNA polymerase II-specific
Source: RefSeq, a predicted model, not a curated record